UAAAGUGUAGUACAUAGAAAACUUAAUUUGCAGCAAUUGCACCUAUUCUCAAACCCCUUUUAAUCUAGCUCUAAAUCCAAAAUAAAAACACCAUCAAAUAACCAUGAACAAUCUCCUUGGAGAGGAAAGGGAGCAAUAUCCGAAAAAGCGGAAAUCUUGUGAUGAAGCCACUACAAACAUGAGGACAUCAAGAAGAAGAUUAUGCAACAACAAAAAUGAAGAAGAUGGACACAACUAUAACAAAUCAGUCUCAACAACACUAAAGCUUUACGAUGAUCCGUGGAAGAUCAAAAAGACGCUAACCGACAGUGAUCUAGGAAUCUUGAGCAGACUCUUGUUAGCUGCAGACUUGGUGAAGAAACAAAUUUUGCCUAUGCUGGAUCUUGACGACGCAAGAGCUGCAGAGACCGAGGAAGGAUCCCCGGUCAAUGUUUGGGACAUGGAAACAAAUUCCAUGCACCAACUUGUUCUAAAGCGAUGGUCUUCGUCCAAGAGUUACGUUCUUAUUGGUAAGUGGAACCAUGAUUUUGUGAGGAGAAGAGAUCUCAAGAAAGGAGAUGAAAUUGGAUUUCAAUGGGAUCCUUUUAACCGUGCUUUCAAUUUCUGUGUUCUUAAACGGGCUACACGUCUCAAUAACGGAUUCAUUUCUUUGUGAUUUCUAAUAUAUAUAUUAAGAAAAAAAAACUCUUUUGGUAUUAAUUCUCUGGUUCUAAAGAAAAGAGGCCCGGUAAUUCAGAGGCGACUGCCAGUAAGUAAAGUGAUUGUUCAUACAAGGAAUCAAACUCGAGUUUUCCGAAAAGAUUCCUCCGAAAACAUACAGUAAUAUACAAAUUAAGUUCAAUAUAUAUUUGCUUAAUAAUAUACCAUGAACAAGAGUAAUUAUUCUUAUCAGGAGUUAAACUCGAGUUGUCCUAAAUGAUUCGUCUUAGAACACGAGGUGUAAUAUGCAAAUUAAGUUCUAUUUAUUUUUGCUCAAUAAUAUGCAAAGUUAUCUUUUGGUAGUAACUCUCUAGUAUUCACUAGCUUGU
Molecule: messenger RNA, 1028 nt
Organism: Trifolium pratense (red clover)
Lineage: Eukaryota; Viridiplantae; Streptophyta; Magnoliopsida; Fabales; Fabaceae
Product: B3 domain-containing protein At2g33720-like
Exons: 1
Coding region: 104-655 (183 amino acids)
Molecular function (GO): DNA binding
Source: RefSeq, a predicted model, not a curated record